AUGUGCCAGGAAGAGUUACCCAAAAUCCCUGAUCAUCCACCCAAAACUGAGCUGGAGAUCGCAGGGAGCAAGCAGCUGGGCAGACAUCAGAAGAUUGUCCAGGCAGUGAAAGUGGUUUUGGUUGGCCGUGCUGGUGUGGCUUUGUCCCCAGCAGGCCCCAGAGCAGACCCCCUCAGACCGUCUGGAGGACCCGAGCUCUGUUCACACCAAGCAUUAGUGGAUCAGACAGAGGACAAGGUGCGCUGA
This is a messenger RNA of Knipowitschia caucasica, 246 nucleotides long. The record is from the annotation of a GenBank genome assembly. NCBI's taxonomy places the organism in Eukaryota, Metazoa, Chordata, Actinopteri, Gobiiformes, Gobiidae.